AUGGCAACCAAAGUUUUCCCAUUAGAUGUGACUGAAGAUGACAGAGAAGUUGAACAACCCAAAGAUGAAUCAGCCAAGGGAAAGAGACCAUACAAGGUGUUUUUUAGAGAUCUCUUUCUUUUCAAAGAAAAUGAGUUGGAAGCCAAGAAAAAGGAAAAAUUUAUAAACCGUAGCAUGAAAGUCUACGAAAAAUCCACAUUUUCCUCCCGAAUGAAGAGUCGUUCGCAUCUGAGCCAGCUAACGUUCCGUGGUGAAACAAUGGGUUCAUUCGAAAAAUUUGGUCUCGAUCCUAGUCUCGUUCUCAGAUUAGCAGAAGGUACUGACUCAAAAAGAUCUGUCUAUGAAUUUAUCAAGGACCAAAGAGACAGGUUUCGUCUUGAGUAUGCUCUCUGUACCAAACAAAAUACUAUUAAAAAGUAUGAAAAAAGCAUGGCCCUGAGGGAAAAGCAGCUCCGGAAAGCAGAAAAGAGGCUUGAAAAUGAUGCAAUUGCUUUUGAAGAAUUCCUUCGAGACAAUGACCAGAAAUCUGUAGAUGCUCUCAAAACGGCAGCACAGGAAACUAUUAACAAACUCCAGAUGACAGCAGAACUGAAAAAAGCCACUAUGGAGGUGCAGGCAAUAAAAAGUGAAAUAGCAAAAGCAGAAUUCCUCCUUACAGAGUAUAUGAAAUAUGGAUAUUUUCUGCUGAAGUUGUCUCCAAAACAGUGGCAAAUCCAACAAGCAUCAAAAAGGUCACAGACAAACAAAACUAAGGAUACAAUAAGGCUUCUUCUUCCAAGAAUAUUAAAAAUAAUUUCAAGGAGAAAUGAAAGCAGUUCCGAUGAUCUCCGCGGGUCUUCGAUUUCCGAAGAAUCUUCAAAGAGCAGAGGUGCUACCCAAAUAGGAAAAAUAGCAAAGAAGCUCAUGUCAGCACAACAGAUUAAGAAAUCAACUCCACCAAAGGCACCAGAGAGCAUCAGCUCAGAAGACAGCUUGGAAUUCUUUUUAGAUGAUGAUAUCGAAUAUGAUCUGGAGCCAGAAAUUUAUUUCCGAGAACCAGAGGAGUUGCUUCAAGUCCUCACAGAGCUGGAAGAACAGAAUCUUACUUUGGUCCAAUACUCCCAAGAUAUUGAUGAAAAUCUUGAAGAUGUAAAUAAAAGAGAAAGAAUUAUACAGGAUAAAAUAAAUGGCAAUAUAGAGUUUAUUUUGGAGCAGAAGGAGCUGCUUAAGGCCAGCUGUGUGAGAGAAGAGGAAAAGGCUGCAGAGCUGGAAUUAAGGUCCCGGUUGUUUAGUUUUGGAGAAUUUAACUCAGAGGCUCAGGAAAAACUGAUAGACUCCCUGAGUAAAAAAAUAAAUCAAGUUUACAAAGUCUGCAUCGGAGAUGCUGAGGUAGGCAGCCUCACAUCAGUCCAAAAGCUGGUCAAAGUGGAGUCUCGUCUGGUCGAACUAAGUGAUCUCAUUGAUUCUAUUCCCCGGGAAAACGUGGAGGUAAUCGAGAGGAUAAAACAGAAGGAGAGGCGACAAAAGUUGCGUGAAGAGAAACUAAAAGAAAAACAAAAAUACCAGGAGGAAAGACUAAGAGCUGCCCUCGAAAGAGCUGUAGCACUGCCAAAGAAAAAGCUGGGAAGACGACUCAUCUAUCGUUCAAAGCCUCCUUCUGCUAACAGAACAGAGUUACUUUUAGUCAAGGACACAAGAGUAAGGACAAUGCAGGAUGACUACUUUUUUUCCUGA
Suncus etruscus (white-toothed pygmy shrew) is the source of this 1713-nucleotide messenger RNA. It is a transcript of the gene CCDC38, whose product is annotated as coiled-coil domain containing 38. The coding region runs from base 1 to 1713 and encodes 570 amino acids. The record is from RefSeq and is a predicted model, not a curated record. The transcript is spliced from 15 exons. Gene Ontology annotation, cellular component: centrosome. Lineage: Eukaryota; Metazoa; Chordata; Mammalia; Eulipotyphla; Soricidae.